AAUAGUUCGUUUGAAAUAGUGAAAACUCAGGGAAACGUCAUACUUGGACACUUCAGUUUGUUUUGUUUUUGAGACUCGGAAGCGUCUCUGCCGGUUUCUGUAAUUUUUUGUCAAUUUGAGCAUAACACAUCAUCUUUUUUUUCUUUUAUCAAGAUGAUUGAGGUGGUGGCCUCCAUGGCUCGGGGGCCUGUAUUUCUGACAGGAGAGGUGCUGGAGUGCCUCAUCACCUUCACUAAUCCAAUAUCCCAUCUCUCCACUAGUGCAAGCAGUGAGAUGCUUGCCUGGGCCAGUGCUCAGAUCCACUGCCAGUCCCACGCCAGUGAGAGCCGUGUGGCUCUGCCCACUCAGGGCACCAAACAAGAUGUGCAGGCAGAGAAUGACACUGUGCUCAUACCCAGCAGAGGAGAGCGAGGCCAGUGCAUGCUGGACACUCCGCCCAAGAUCCUAUUCUGUGACCUGCGGCUAGACCCCGGAGAGAGCAAAACCUACACCUACAGUGAGCUCGUCCCCACGGACGGCCCUCCUAGUUUCCGUGGUCAGGCAGUGAAAUACGUAUACAAGCUGACAAUUGGCUGUCAGAGGGUCAACUCUCCAAUCAAGCUGCUGCGUGUUCCUUUCAGAGUGCUCGUACUGCAUGGCAUGCCCGAGCCCCCUUUCCCGCAGGAUGAGGAAGUGUCACCCACAAACCCCUUCCUGGAAGAGGAGGAGGGAGGAAGAAGGGACACGAGACCACUAGAGCGAGCACUAGACAUGCUGAUGAUCACUACCUCACGCCGCUGUCCACAUCUGUUUAAUAUCACUAACAUGCGAGGGAAGGUGGCCAAAUUCUGUAUCUUUAAGACUGUGUACAGACUAGGAGAGGAUAUCAUUGGCACAUUUACCUUUUCAGAAGGAGACAUCCCAUGUCUACAGUACUCAGUGAGUCUGCAGAGUGAGGAAGAGGUCCAUGAGCAGUAUCAGAGGCGACCAGCUCAGGCGGUCAGUGUCACGAGUCAUGGCCGGCAUCUGGAGUCCUGCCUCCACACAGCUUCCAGCCACUUCUCCCUGCCUGUUCCUCUCAACGUUACGCCCGGCUUCAGCACUGACAUUGUAACCCUAAGAUGGCGUCUACACUUUGAAUUCGUCACAGCAAGAGAGCCAGUGGAGCUGCCUACUGUUCUUCAGAACCAAUCAGAAGUGACCGUAUGGACUGGGGCAGAGCAGGUGGACGUGGACACCUUCAGCUGGGACCUGCCAGUCAAAGUGCUUCCCACCAAUCCGGCACUGGCUUCAUAUGUUUCACAGUUCACAGGGACGAAUAGUAUCAAUAUCUGAAUUGUGUGUGUGUGUACACGUGU
Messenger RNA from Ictalurus punctatus (channel catfish), 1337 nucleotides. It is a transcript of the gene rgp1, whose product is annotated as GP1 homolog, RAB6A GEF complex partner 1. Gene Ontology annotation, cellular component: Golgi membrane; Ric1-Rgp1 guanyl-nucleotide exchange factor complex. NCBI's taxonomy places the organism in Eukaryota, Metazoa, Chordata, Actinopteri, Siluriformes, Ictaluridae. Gene Ontology annotation, biological process: retrograde transport, endosome to Golgi. The record is from RefSeq and is a predicted model, not a curated record. The transcript is spliced from 9 exons. Bases 154 to 1314 code for a protein of 386 amino acids.